AUGAUGGCCGAUCCCUUCGAGGUUCGCAUGCGCUUCACUGCGCAGCUACAGCAUCUUAAUGCCUCCGUGACCUCGUCACAGAAGGCAGCGCAUUAUGCGUUGAAAUACCGCGACAUGGAUGAGGAUCUCCAUUCCUGUAUCCUGGAACAACUUGAAAGGAACAACAUGAAUAAUCGAGCCAACAUCAUGUACUUCAUCGAGCAAUUCUGCGAAAUGGCCACUAAGGAAAACCAUACACCCUAUGUCCGGAUGAUGCAAAGGGAUAUUCUACGCGUCGUUGAUGCCGUUGUACCACCUGAUGGAUCAGGAGCUGCAAACAUCAAGCACGUCCGGCGUGUUCUCAACGGUCUCCAGAGUAAAGAUAUUCUCUCAGCCGAAACGGUAGCUGAGAUUGAUGCCGGGCUCAAGGAGCGGGAGGCCCAGGUGGCACAUCUCGACUUGGAUGCUGAGGAGGAGGUCGACAAUGGUUCCAAAGCGAAAGGUGGAACGCCACGAGGCUCCAGGCCGAGUGGGAUGCGCGUGGACAAGAGGCAGAUCGAGCAACGGAUUGAAGAAGACCGUGAACGGAAUAAAAGGCUGCGCGAGAGUAUGUGGACGGUCAGUGGGGAUGAUGGUGACGAACAUGGCAAGUUCUGGGAUGAAGUCAGUGAUAUAGGUGAGGAUGACUUCCUGGGGGCGCAGGAGGAACUCAUGGAGCGCAAUCAAAUGGUUGCUGCUCAAUGA
Aspergillus fischeri NRRL 181 is the source of this 723-nucleotide messenger RNA. RefSeq names its product CTD kinase subunit gamma. Lineage: Eukaryota; Fungi; Ascomycota; Eurotiomycetes; Eurotiales; Aspergillaceae. Bases 1 to 723 code for a protein of 240 amino acids. Gene Ontology annotation, cellular component: CTDK-1 complex. The record is from RefSeq and is a predicted model, not a curated record. The transcript has 2 exons. Gene Ontology annotation, biological process: positive regulation of DNA-templated transcription, elongation; positive regulation of transcription by RNA polymerase I.